Molecule: messenger RNA, 1386 nt
Organism: Centropristis striata (black sea bass)
Lineage: Eukaryota; Metazoa; Chordata; Actinopteri; Perciformes; Serranidae
Product: galanin receptor type 1-like
Exons: 1
Coding region: 1-1038 (345 amino acids)
Biological process (GO): immune response; G protein-coupled receptor signaling pathway
Cellular component (GO): membrane
Molecular function (GO): G protein-coupled receptor activity
Source: RefSeq, a predicted model, not a curated record
AUGGAGACUCUGGGGCAGCAAGUAAACAGCAGCGGCCUCAGCCAAUUGUAUAAGACAAAUGACACUAUUAUUAAGGUCUUGGUGCCCAUCCUGGAUGGACUAAUUCUGGUGACUGGUCUGGUGGGCCAAACCCUGGUCAUCACCAUUCUUACUGGCAGGAGGAGGAAAGGGAGCCAACCCCCGCAUGGUACAGACACCCUGCUGCUGGCUCUGAGUGCUGCUGACCUGCUGCUGCUGUUCUGCCUGCCUUUCCACACCUCUGCAAUCACCCUGGGCUUCUGGCCUUUUGGCAGCUUCCUGUGCAAAGCCAUCAGCUUCCUGGGCGUGGCCUGCUCAUCUGCUUCAGUUUUUACCUUGGCAGCACUGGCUGUGACGCGUUACAUCACUGUAGUACACCCCACCUGGGCGUACCGAUCGAGGAUGCACAGACGCAUAAAGCUGACAGUAGCUAUGCUCUGGGUCCCUGCUUCGGCCUUGGCAGCGCCACAGUUUGCCAUCCGUACAGUUACCUCCUCCAGCUCAGAGUACUGUUUCGCCUUCCUGUCUACCUUCAGCCAGCUGGUCUACAGCAUCGCCCUCUUCCUGUUCGGCUUCGCUCUACCACUGGGCAUCAUUGUGCUCAUGUAUACCAAGAUCUACUGUUUUCUUCGACAUGCACGGCUGCUGGGGAACGCUCCCCAGCUGGAGCGCUACCAGAGCCAGGUCACUCAUACUUCAGCUCUCCUGGUCCUGGUCUUCACUCUCCUCUGGCUGCCCUCCUAUGCCCUCAUGUUCUCCUUCAUUGGAGGAACCAUAACAGGCUCACCUGGCUAUAACACCAUUGCGAUCCUGGCCAGACUGUUGGCAUCCUCAGUAGCAGUGGUAAACCCUGUACUAUACGGCUUUAUGUCACAGAAGUUUAGACGAGACUUACUGGAGCUGGGGAGAGGACGCUGGGCAUGGUGUAAAGGCUGUCUGAUUAGCUGUCCUGAUGUGAUGGGCAGGGACCUGGUACAGCCUUUUGAGCUUGACACAACCUCAGAAAGAGGCCAGAACUGACUCUUCUACCAAAAAAAAAAUACGACUACCUCAUUUCUCACUUCAUGCUAAACUAUCUAUUUAUAUAUCCCUAUAUGGAAAUGUAUGUAUGAUUACUUAAGUGAUGUUAAAGAACCUGCCAAAUGACCACUUGUAACUCUCCCCGUGUUACCUUUAAUUCUUGAAGGAAGCUUUUUUUUUUUACUGCUUUUGUGCAGUAUACCUUUAAAUGCAAUUAAGCAUUAUGUACGGAAACAGGUAUAACCUUUGGACAGCAGAAUGUAGUAAAGCAGUAACACAAUGUGAACAUAUAAUCACAUUAUGAUUCUACUAAAAGUUAAUACAUGAUAAUAUUGAUUGAUAAGUCUU